This is a messenger RNA of Contarinia nasturtii (swede midge), 950 nucleotides long. It is a transcript of the gene trsn, whose product is annotated as translin. Gene Ontology annotation, biological process: RNA metabolic process. The coding region runs from base 76 to 774 and encodes 232 amino acids. The transcript has 4 exons. The record is from RefSeq and is a predicted model, not a curated record. Gene Ontology annotation, cellular component: nucleus; cytoplasm. Gene Ontology annotation, molecular function: sequence-specific DNA binding; RNA binding; single-stranded DNA binding. NCBI's taxonomy places the organism in Eukaryota, Metazoa, Arthropoda, Insecta, Diptera, Cecidomyiidae.
UGUCUGCUUUCCACUUCAACAUACCUGCACAAUUUUAGUCAUCAAUCUUAGACUACAAAACGAAAAUAAAAAGAAAUGGCUCGUGCUCCAAAAGAACUUUUCACCAAAUUUCAAGAUCAUUUGAAUAAUGAACAGGAAGUCCGUGAUGAAAUUCGAUCAAUUAUAAAAGAAAUUGAUUUGGUCGUACGUGAUUCUAUAUUAUCACUGCAAGUGAUCCAUACCAGUUUAACAGAAGUUUCUUCGGGUUGUUUGAAGGCACGUGAACAAUUUGAAAUUUGUAACAAAUUGUAUGCAAAAUUGGCAAAAAUGGUGCCAGUUGGCCAGUAUUAUCGUUACAAUGAUCACUGGUCAUACCUUACUCAACGUAUCGUUUUCCUGAUUGCUUUGACUGUUUUUCUCGAAGUUGGAACUUUGGUUGAACGUGACACGGUUGCUGAGAUACUUGGCUUGAAGACCAAUCAAAACGAUGGUUUUCAUCUAGACAUUGAAGACUACUUGCAAGGUGUGUUACAAUUGGCAUCAGAACUGAGUCGAUUUGCCACCAAUGCUGUCACAUUGGGCGAUUACGAGCGACCCAUACAAAUUUCUCGUUUUGUUGCUGAUCUCAGCGCUGGAUUUCGUCUAUUGAAUUUGAAAAAUGAUGGUCUCCGUAAACGUUUUGAUGGAUUGAAAUAUGAUGUUAAGAAGAUUGAAGAAAUCGUUUACGAUAUAAGCAUUCGGCGCCUACGGCCGACAGAAGCCGAUUCGGCACCUGUUGGUCAAGUUGCAGAAUAGGAAGACAUUCUCCACUGAAAAGAACACAUUACUUUUAAGAAAAGUAAGCUUAAGAAAUUAAAAAAACUGUUUCAUUAAUCAAACAUUCUUUAUGUAAACAUUUAUAUUUAUAUGUAAUUUCCAAAAAAUCAUAAAUAUAUUUUCAUACAUAUGAAUACAAUUUUUGGUAGAAAUAA